AAAUUAGAAACAAACAUGACUUCCAAAGCACAUGCACUCUCACUGAAAAUCUUAGCAGAAUGUUCCACAACAAAAGCCCGAGCAUGUCAGAUGACACUUCCCCAUUCUAUUGUAGAGACUCCUGUUUUUAUGCCAGUUGGUACACAAGGAACGCUGAAGGGUCUGUUACCUGAACAAUUGGAGGAGCUAGACUGUAAAAUCAUGUUAGGAAACACUUACCAUCUUGGUAAUAGACCUGGUCCAGAACUAUUAGAAAAAGCUGGAGGUCUUCAUAAAUUUAUGAAUUGGAACAGAUCUUUACUGACAGACAGUGGUGGAUUCCAAAUGGUGUCUUUACUGAAGUUAGCUGAGAUAACAGAAGAGGGAGUUAAAUUUCAAUCUCCCCAUGAUGGUUCUGAAAUGAUGCUUACUCCUGAGAAGUCCAUAGAAAUACAAAACUCUAUAGGAGCUGAUAUAAUUAUGCAACUUGAUGAUGUUGUACACAGUUCUACAACUGGAUCAAGACUAGAAGAAGCCAUGUGGAGGACAAUACGAUGGCUGGAUAGGUGUUUGAAAGCUCACAAAAGGCCACAUGAUCAAAGUAUUUUCCCAAUAGUACAAGGUGGACUAGAUGCUGAACUGCGGAAGAAAUGUGCUUAUGAAUUAAUAAAAAGAGACGUUCAUGGUUAUGCUAUAGGAGGAUUGAGUGGUGGUGAAGAAAAGUCAGAUUUCUGGAGAAUGGUUUCGUUGUCUACUGACAUCUUACCUGAUGAUAAACCAAGAUACUUGAUGGGAGUUGGAUUUGCUGUAGACCUGGUUAUUUGUGCAGCUCUAGGAUGUGACAUGUUUGAUUGUGUUUUUCCAACAAGGACAGCUAGAUUUGGAUCAGCUUUGGUGCCAAGUGGUCAGUUGAAUCUGAAGUCAAAAAUCUUUUCAUCAGAUUUUCGUCCUAUUGAUGAUCAGUGUAAAUGUUCCACGUGUAAAAAUUUCACAAGAGCAUAUCUUCACACUAUAGUGACCAAUGAAACUGUAGCGUGUCAUCUGUUGUCUGUGCAUAAUGUUGCAUAUCAGUUGAAUUUAAUGAAGUCUGUCCAUGAUAGUAUAAUAGAAGACAAGUUUCCACAGUUUAUAAAGGCGUUCUUCAUCCAGCAGUUUCCAAACAAAGACUUUCCUCAGUGGGCUAUAGAUGCAUUAGAUUCAGUUAAUGUUAAACUAAAUGAAAAUACAACAGACAAUGGCCAAUCUUCAGUAGAUGUGAAGAAUAAAGUCAGUGACUCUUCAAAUAUAGAAAAUUCUAAAAUAUCAUGAUACUAAUAAAUUCAUUGAUAUCUCAAACAGUUAGUUUUUGGUGCCCCUAAAAUAUUUCUGGGAAACAUGAAGUGACUGAUUGACCAUAACAUUAUCAAUUAUUAUUCUUCUGCGACAUGUGCACUUUGGUCAAUGUAGAAAAUAGGAAUUAUUAUUCUUGAACAUUUUUAUUCUGCAAAUAUUAAUCAUUUUAUUAAUAGUUCCCAAGUGAUACAUUGUUUGUACAUUGAAUAAAUAACCAUGCUUUUAGGUUCACAUAGACAAAACUUGGCAAUUAAUGUAAUAACCUCGAGCUCAGUGCCCAUGUCCACAUAUGUACGAGUAUUCAUAGUCGGUUAUUAUAUACUAGUUUACAGGUAUAUUAAGCUAUAUGAUCUAGUGUACAGUUACAUCUUAGUGACUGAUCCUGUGCCGUAAAGAUGAAAGUCAUAUGAUCCAUAUUUCACAGUCCUCUAGCUUUGAAUAUUAAAACAAAAUUCAGUUCAAAGAUAAAAAGUAAUCUUCAAUCAUAUACAUUGGUGUACAGAGGAAUCUAGAAGAGUGCAUAAGCUUUCCACCAAAAGAGGGAUAGUGUAACCUACUUUUCAUACUCCAUUGAGUUACGGUUAAGUUUUUAUGUUGACAGUUCAUUUAACAUAUGAUAAAUAUAGAUUCUACCACUGCAUCGAGUGUGAUACGAUAUUUAUCCACUCGAGACAGUUAAAUUUUCAAAUUUAAAACAUGAGGCUUUAAAUAUUUAAAAUUUAACUGUCGAGAGUGGAUAAAUAUCGUAUUACACGAGAUUUGGUGGUGGAAUCUGUUUCUCUAAUGAUUUUCAAACAAUACGCAGGCAAAUUUAUUCCUUCUUUUCGAAUGAUCUGCAAAAAGAUGUGUUCUUUCUAUGUGACGUCAUCAGGCAUGGUCGCCUUUUUUCAUGCCGUCACAAUAGGAAAUUCAGAGGAAAGCAAGAAAAUUCAACGUCAUAAUCGGAUUUUAACCAAUGAAGAACCGAGAUCAAACGAACCACACGUUGAUUAAAUUUUUUUAUACAAUGGGUGCAGAAAGGGAUAAAUUGACGAAGAAUUAGAGAAUAUGUUUUACUUCCCUUGUUCUGUUAUUGGAUAAUAAGUUACAUACAAUUAUAUUGCUCCAUUUCUUGUAAUAUUAUCACCUGACUGAAACUUAACUAGUGAAAAAGUGAAGGUUUGUGUUCGGAAAUGGUAGCAAAAACGUUUUUGUUGGCAGGUGUUAAGUCGACAACAAUUACCAUGUGACUGAAAGUGUGGUCAGAUAUAAAGGUGUUAACCAAGGUUGCAAGAAAUUUUUGUUUGGCAGAUGUUUCAUCGACAAUACUUGAUAAAUACAUGAAGAGUGUUAGAAGGUUAUUGGUGCAAGUUUAUUUUAUAAAUCAUACUUUUCAAUAAAUAGUAUACAUAC
This is a messenger RNA of Mytilus californianus (California mussel), 2703 nucleotides long. Its product is annotated as queuine tRNA-ribosyltransferase catalytic subunit 1-like. NCBI's taxonomy places the organism in Eukaryota, Metazoa, Mollusca, Bivalvia, Mytilida, Mytilidae. Gene Ontology annotation, molecular function: tRNA-guanosine(34) queuine transglycosylase activity. The transcript has 9 exons. The record is from RefSeq and is a predicted model, not a curated record. Bases 16 to 1287 code for a protein of 423 amino acids. Gene Ontology annotation, cellular component: cytosol.